AUGGCUAGUAGUGGAAGUCAGGACUUUGUAGAGCGAUCGACGAUUUACCUGGAAAAAUCUGAGGUUGCUACUGAUAUAGACUCUCCUUUGGAUGAUCUCUCUCUUGCGCAAACCGAAUCAGACAGCAGGCAAAAUGCAGAAGAAGAAGAGUUGAUAAGAAAACUCGAGGAAUCUCUCAAACUAAAGAAACAUGGAAGAAGUACUAGGUAUAUUUCUACUUUAGAAAAUGGGCUUUCUGUGACUUCUUGGAAAUUCAGCGAAUGGGACUAUGCUAAUCCCAAUGUAGUUCUUCCAACUAAUGCAAGAGGUUUAUUCACUUUGGAUGACAGCAAAAAGAUUUUAGUUAGAGGGUAUGAUAAAUUUUUCAAUGUUGGAGAGGUACCUGAAACGAAAAUAGACUAUCUAAGGGAAAACACUAUAGGUCCUUACCGAUUGACAUUGAAGGAAAAUGGAUGUAUUAUAUUCAUAGCUGGCUUGGAAGACGGAUCCAUCGUAGUUACCUCGAAACAUCUGUUAGGUAGUAGAGAGGGUAUGACAAGAAACCAUGCUUCUCGUGGAGAAUAUGAGCUCAGGCAGCAAUUGGGAGAGAAUGGCAUUUCUGUAGAAGCUUUAGCUAAAAGACUUUACACGCAAAAUCUAACUGCUGUCGCAGAACUAUGUGACGAUUCCUUUGAAGAGCACGUCUUGCCUUAUUCCAGGGACGAAGGAGAGGCAGGAUUAUAUUUGCAUGGUUUGAACUAUAACACUGUGAAAUUCAAAACAUGUCCCAUGGAAGAGGUUCAGCAAUUUGCAGACGAGUUUCAAUUCCACAAGAUUCAAAACUUUCAAAUUGAGAAGUUUGACGAACUACAAAGUUUCUUUGAGAACUGCUCCAAGACAGGCACUUACAAGGGUAAAGAAGUUGAGGGUUUUGUCAUCCGUUGUAAAACUAAAUUUAAGAACGAAGAUUACUUCUAUAAGUACAAGUUUGAAGAGCCUUACUUACUAUAUAGACAAUUCAGAGAACUCACCAAGAGAUACAUCUCUACUGGAGACGUUGGAUUGGUUAAAUACGAAGUCAAGAAGCACAGGUAUUUAUCUUAUCACUAUAUUGAUUUUGUUGAAGGAUUGUUUAAAGAGCAUCCUGAUAUGGCGGAGCAAUAUGAAAGAGGAAUAGGUAUCAUCAAAGUAAGAGAAUUAUUUACCGAGUAUUGCGGGAAAAGGGGUAUGGACUUAUUAGAGUUGGAUGCAUUAGAUGGAACAGUUGAAAUGCCUAUUAAUGAAUUCAAAUAUGUCUUAAUACCAAUUGCAACCAUUGGUUGUGGUAAAACGACAACCUUUCAAACAUUGGUUGACCUGUUCCCACCAGGUUUAAUAGGGCACGUUCAAAACGAUAAUAUUGGAUCAAAAUCCAAAUUUAAAUUUGUAGAUAGCUGCUUAAAUGAAUUGGCUCAUUCUAAAACUCAAAUAGUAUGUUGUGAUCGUAACAACCAUAUGUGGAGAGAAAGAACGCAAUUGUUCGAUAACUUCGAAACAAACAAAUUAAAAUUUUUACUUCCAACAGUUGGUAUCAAAUUCAUUUGCUGUAAUUUUGUUAGUCCAGAUGAUGAAACCAGGUGGAAUGUUACAUAUAAUAGAGUAGUAAAAAGAGGUAAUAAUCAUCAAUCCAUUAAAUCCGAGGGUGAUAAGGGAGUAGAAUUAGCAAAAGCAAUCAUGAAUGGGUUCAUCAAUAGGUAUCAACCCUUAAAUACUAGACGUCAACCAGACAGUAAAUUUGACUUAGUUAUAAACUUGGAAGUGAGUGAAAAUCGAUCAUCCUUAGACAAUGCUAAAGUUAUUGUUUCGAAGUUAAACGAAGAGUACCCUGGUUUGUUGCCAUAUAUUCCAACAGAAUCUCAAUACGAAGAAAGCUUUCAAAGAGCACUCUUGUACACCCCAACUUUUACUAAAAUCAUCCCCAAUAAGGGAUCAUCUUCAUCGGCAUAUCCAAAGGCUACAAUUGGAAAUAAAGAUUUCAAGACUGCCAAAAAUUCUCCGAAACCUUCAUAUUACGGGGUGAGAAUAUCAGACAAAGAUUCUUUGAUUCGAUUAAUCGAAAGUUCAUUAGCUAAUGAGAGUGCAGGCUUUGCUGAAACCUGGUCAACAAUUGCUAGCUCAAGAAUUCAAGAAGAGUUUCAUGUCACCUUAUCUCAUAUAUUGGAUUCUAAAGUAAAUGUGGAGAAGAAGAAGAUUUGGAAAAGUUUGCAGGGAAUAUUUCAACUCGACGGUAAACUAGACUCUAUCCAUUACUUUGAUGUUUACACUGACCUUAAAUUGAAAAGCAUAGUUUUGGUGAAGAAUAAGCUUGUGUGUGUUGAAGUCGAAAUCUUGAAAAGCUAUGAUUCAUCUUUUGAAGUUGAAAUUCAAGGAAUAAAGUCUUCGAAUACUUAUCCACAUAUUACAAUUGGAACGUAUGACCCACUGGUAAAGCCAUUCCAAUCAAAUGGUUUUCUCGAAGAACUCAAAAAAUCUGCAGAAGGUCAACUAAAUAAUGCAACUUUCUCAACUGAAAGUGGAGAUGAGAUUAGGAUUAUUGAUUUAAAAGAUACGAUUAUUUUAGAAAAACAGCGUUGUUAUGUUCACCAAUAG
Dujonia railenensis is the source of this 2607-nucleotide messenger RNA. The record is from the annotation of a GenBank genome assembly. NCBI's taxonomy places the organism in Eukaryota, Fungi, Ascomycota, Pichiomycetes, Serinales, Debaryomycetaceae.